GCGGGAGGGAGAGGCGCUACCAGCAUAAGGGAACGUGAUGAACUCCCAGUUGAUCGGGAUCCUGUUCAGCGCCCUGCUAGGGGCUGCCCUGGGACAGCGCAUGCGGUGCUAUGACUGCGGUGGAGGCCCCAGCAACUCCUGCAAGCAGACAGUGAUCACCUGUGGUGAAGGUGAGCGCUGUGGAUUCCUGGACCGCAAACUUCAACCCAGCUCAGAACAAGCCAAGCAACCCUCCGGGACCUUGAGCCAUCACUACCCAGCCUGCGUGGCCACGCAUCAUUGCAACCAAGUGGCCAUAGAGUCAGUGGGAGACGUGACUUUCACAACCCAGAAAAACUGCUGCUUCGGAGACCUGUGCAACGGCGCCGUGGCAAGCUCCUCGACCCCAUUGUGCAUCUUGGCUGCAGUUACCACCCUGGCCUGGCUCUUGUCAGGACAGUAGAGCAGGAGAGUGGGACUGAGGGUAGGGAAGGGACCGAGGGACCAAGGGAGUGAGGGAGCUGGACAUCCAAGGUAAGAAGACAAGCGCUCCGUUGGGUGCCGUUAAAAAUGUCGGACUAUUCUAGAGAUGACUGUAAAAUUAUUAUUUUUUUCAUUCUUUGAGGUGAGGUGCUGGGAUUAAAGGUGUGAACCACC
Molecule: messenger RNA, 636 nt
Organism: Rattus rattus (black rat)
Lineage: Eukaryota; Metazoa; Chordata; Mammalia; Rodentia; Muridae
Gene: Ly6g6d
Product: lymphocyte antigen 6 family member G6D
Exons: 3
Coding region: 38-442 (134 amino acids)
Biological process (GO): acetylcholine receptor signaling pathway
Cellular component (GO): external side of plasma membrane
Molecular function (GO): acetylcholine receptor inhibitor activity
Source: RefSeq, a predicted model, not a curated record